AUGGCUGGACAGGUGAGCAAGGAGGAGGUCGGGACCGUCCUCAUGCAGGCCAUGCUCGCCGCCAAGAACCUCCGGCCCCAGCGCGACCGCCUCAUGCAGCUCCGGCGCCGCCUGCAGCAGCUGAGCCCCGGCGAAGACGACAAGGCCGCGGUCCAGGAGCUCGCCACCAACCUCUUCAAGGUCUACUACAUCGGCAUCGAGGCCGGCGCGCGCUCCAUCGCCACCUGCCUCGAGCUGGCGGCCGAGAACGGCGCCCGCCUCGCCCUCAACCCCGCCUUCGCCGUCAUGCCCGACCAACACCUCUACAGCGCGCUCCUCACGCAGCGGCUCCCCGCGCGCCCCACCACCCAGAAGGAGGCCUUCGCCCGCGUCGAGGCCACAUUCUACGCCGUGAAGCUGGCCCAGGAGCACUACCUCCCGCGCUGCAUCGAGCACCUCGUCGGCGACCGCCCGCCCCACCCUGCCCCGACCGCCACCGGCGAGCCCCCUCAGGCGGCGGCCAGCGGCAGCGUGGACCUGGACAAGGCGCGCACGUACCUCAACCACGCGUGCACCCUCGUCAGCCUCGCCGUCAAGCACAUCGACCUCGCCGUCGUCGUCCUCUCCAGGUUCGUCGACCCCGAGGAGGUCGCCAGCCUCUCCGACUUCACCGACAAAUUCGCCUACAUCUCCGAGGACGGACCCUAUCCAGCAUCAGACUGAGUGAUUCGCCUGAUCGAGG
Molecule: messenger RNA, 721 nt
Organism: Lolium rigidum
Lineage: Eukaryota; Viridiplantae; Streptophyta; Magnoliopsida; Poales; Poaceae
Exons: 3
Coding region: 1-702 (233 amino acids)
Source: RefSeq, a predicted model, not a curated record